Molecule: messenger RNA, 3431 nt
Organism: Durio zibethinus
Lineage: Eukaryota; Viridiplantae; Streptophyta; Magnoliopsida; Malvales; Malvaceae
Product: two-component response regulator ARR2-like
Biological process (GO): cytokinin-activated signaling pathway; phosphorelay signal transduction system
Molecular function (GO): DNA-binding transcription factor activity; DNA binding
Source: RefSeq, a predicted model, not a curated record
GCACAAAAAAUUAAUCCAGGAAAUAAAGAAAUUGAGCUUGAAGCUAAGAUAAGCAAAUGUCUUCAACUUCAAUCUCACAAAAACUUCAUUUAAAAUUUCUCUUCUAAAUAAUCCAAAGCCUCUCUUAUUUUGCUUCAAAUUUUAGAUUUUCUUAACUUUGGGUUCUUGGAAUUUUCAACUAUGGUAUCAAGUAUCAAUCUUUUUGAUGCUUAGUUCAAGUUUAAGCAUGUGAAAGCCAGAAUCUUAAUGCAAAAUUUUCUAUUUUUUUCCUUGGUUUUGGAUCAGUUUUUUGAGAGAUGAAUUCAAGUAGUGGAAAAGGAUCCAUGUCAACUGCUAGCUCUAGUGCUGCUUGGAAAACAGGAGAUGUAGUUCCUGAUAAAUUUCCUGCUGGUUUGCGUGUUCUUGUUGUUGAUGAUGAUCCAACAUGUCUCAUGAUCUUGGAAAAGAUGCUAAGAACCUGCCUUUAUGAAGUUACCAAAUGCAAUCGAGCAGAGACUGCAUUGUGUAUGCUACGAGAGAACAAAAACGGGUUCGACAUCGUUAUCAGUGAUGUCCACAUGCCAGACAUGGAUGGAUUCAAACUUCUUGAGCAUAUUGGUUUGGAGAUGGACCUCCCUGUAAUCAUGAUGUCAGCAGAUGACGGAAAACAUGUUGUUAUGAAGGGUGUUACACAUGGUGCCUGUGAUUACUUAAUCAAACCAGUUCGUAUCGAGGCACUGAAGAACAUAUGGCAGCAUGUGGUUCGGAAGAGGAGGAACGAGUGGAAGGACUUUGAGCAAUCAGGAAGUGUAGAAGAAGGAGAUCGCCAGCAAAAACAAUCUGAAGAUGCAGAUUACUCGUCCUCAGCUAAUGAAGGGAAUUGGAAAAGCUCAAAAAAGAGGAAGGAUGACGAAGAUGAAACUGAUGAGAGGGAUGAUACAUCCUCACUAAAGAAGCCCAGGGUUGUCUGGUCUGUUGAGCUCCAUCAACAGUUUGUUACAGCAGUUAAUCAACUAGGCAUCGACAAGGCUGUCCCAAAGAAAAUUUUGGAGUUGAUGAAUGUUCCUGGCCUUACUAGAGAAAAUGUUGCCAGCCACCUUCAGAAAUAUCGCUUGUAUCUUAGAAGGCUGAGUGGGGUAUCGCAGCACCAAGGUAAUCUGAAUAAUCCUUUUAUCAGCUCCCAAGAAACAACUUUUGGGCCACUGUCUUCACUCAAUGGGCUUGAUCUUCAAACUCUUGCUGCCACUGGUCAACUUCCUGCACAAAGUCUUGCCACACUUCAAGCAGCAGGACUUGGUCGGUCAACCGCUAAAUCUGGUGUACCUCUGCCCCUUGUUGAUCAAAGAAACAUUUUUAGCUUUGAAAAUCCAAAGUUAAGAUUUGGGGAAGGGCAGCAACAGCAUAUGAACAAUAAUAAGCAAAUAAAUUUACUUCAUGGAAUUCCAACAACUAUGGAGCCAAAGCAGCUUGCCAGCUUGCACCACACUGCACAAUCAAUAGGAAACAUAAAUAUGCAAGUUACUUCCCAUGGUGCGCAAAGUGGCCAAAAUAGUUCUUUAUUGAUGCAGAUGGCUCAGCCACAGGCAAGAGGGCCGACACUCGAUUCCACUGUUGGUCAUGCUCCCAGGCUUCCUUCAUCCAUGGGGCAGCCUAUAUUAUCAAAUGGAAUUGCUGCCAAUGUCUCUACAAGAAAUGGAAUUCCAGAAAAUAUCAGAGCCCCUGGUUAUAAUCCAGUUUCACAGACCUCUUCAAUGUUGAAUUUCCCCAUGAAUCACACGUCAGAAUUACCUGGUAAUAGUUUCCCUCUUGGAAGUACACCCGGGAUUUCUAGUCUCACGUCCAGAAGGGCUUUUCAGGAAGAAGUUAACUCGGAAAUUAAAGUACCAAGCGGAUUCAUGCCAAGUUAUGCUAUAUUUAAUGACUUGAAUCAACAUAAACCCCAAAAUUGGGAGCUAGAGAAUGUAGGCAUGACAUUUGAUGCCUCUCAGCAUUCAAACUCUCUUCAAGGCAACCUUGAUCUUACGCAAUCAGUUUUAGUUCAACAAGGAUUUUCUUCUCGUCAAGUGAAUGGACAGAGCAGGAGUGCAGCUGUUGUAAGCAAGGCAGUGUUCUCAGCAGCAGAUGGUACGGAGCAUGUGAUUGCACAAAAUGUUAAUCAACAUCUCGACUCCCUUCUUGUUGACAAUACGAUAAGGGUAAAGUCUGAGAGAGUUGCUGAUGCAAGCGCUGCCAAUCUAUUUCCUGAUCAUUUUGGGCAAGAGGAUCUUAUGAGUGCUCUUCUGAAACAGCAAGAAGGCAUUGCACCAGCUGAAAAUGAGUUUGCUUUUGAUGGGUAUUCCAUGGAUAAUAUUCCAGGGUAGGGGAUCUUCCACGCUCCAGUUCUCUUCAUGAUUGCAGUUUCUGAUGUACAUACUCACUGUAAAAGAAAUAUCUCUUCUGCAAUCAGUCAAUGGUGCUACAAGUUUGCGUUUUUUCUGGAAGCCGCGUUUGCUUAGUGUCAAGAACUGCAUUUUCCUUUGUGAACAUCAUGUUGUGCGGGUUUCUUUUGAACAUAACAGGACCAGACGAACAGGUAAUCAGGAUGGAUCAGUUACCAUUGGAAGAUAAUUGUGAAGCGUGUAAGAUACUUCUGCAUGAUAUGCAAAGGCGUUCAUGCAAAAUUUUGAUUGUUUUUGGUAGCGAAAUUGGGCAGGAUAAACUAAUUUUGUGGUGCUUUUGAAGUUGUCCAGCAGAUACUCAUCAAGUUGUGGAAGCAUUGUUUCUAGACAUCAGCAGACUAUAGGAGACUUUCUAACUCCAAUAACAGAUGAAAAGCUUGCUUUUUUUUCUUCUUUCUUCAACCUCCCUUCUGCUCUGCCAUGGGCAGAGGAAGACUUUUUGUUUUCUUUUAUCCUUUUUUUUUCUCAAGGAAUUGACUGCAAUGUACAUAAACCAUUUGAUUGCUCUGGACAUAAGUCUGGGUAUUCAUUUCUGGCUAUUUUCUCACCGUUAAUUUUCAUGGGAUCCUCAUAUCAUUUGAUUGCUCUAGACACAAGUUUAUGGUUGCAACCUAGCCUAGGCUUGCUAACCUCAAUUCAUUACUAUCUCUUCAAUGGAUGGUGCAUUCUUUUCUCCUUCUCCUUUAGUGGAUCCUCUAGUAUAAUGUCAGAACUAUGCAAUUAGCAAUUCCUAAUAUCUUUGUUAAAAAUGCACCAAAGCUUAGAAAUUCAGAUGAUUACAUGGCUACAAAUAGGAACUACUUGUGCUGAGGACUUGGCUUAAAUUUCGAAAUUCAUCAUCAUUUGGAUGAAACUGCCCAAAACUCAAGGUUGGAUGAAACUGUCCAAAACUCAAGGUUGUCGUUACUGACUAUAGUCACUGCAAAUAAAUCUGUUUGCAUAGUUACCAGGAGAUGUAUCCAAAAUGAAGAUUCCAACACAGUAAUCCUCGUAAAAUCCGUAGGCAGAUAAACC